ACAGGAACCAAUGGCAACAUAGAUUUUUCUCUUUUUCCCCCCCCACCGUAACCCCUCAGGCAGAAGUGACGGGUAUAGUCGUCCCGCUGCUGGCCCGGAAGGAUCCUAUCUGUUCCUCAUAUUUCGGAGGUUGUCUAAAUCAAGAGGACCUCUUUAUGCGCUUGUGAAGAGCAGCUGUACGGACGGGAAUAUGAGUUCAAGAGCAUCCAGGAAAUUACAGUUCUAAAGCCCCGCCCUCUCUUUUCCCCUAUAAAGGCUGCAUGCUGAAUCAAACGGCGAGUCCGAAUCCGAUGUCAACGCCUGCUGACUGCUGCAUCUGCCUGGAUGAGUUCACCAGCCCGGCGUCGCUCCCCUGCGGACACCGCUUCUGCCUGGCGUGCAUAGGGGAGUACUGGAGGACCGGCGAGAGCUGCCAGUGCCCCCUCUGCAUGGCGGUCUUCCCCAAACGGCCGCAGCUAAAGACCGAGCGAACCGAAAACGGAGCCGAACCGCUCAAAGCGGGAGAGGUCCCGUGUGACGUCUGUCCGGCUCGGCGGGCCGCGGUCCGGUCCUGCCUGGUGUGCCUGGUCUCGUACUGCUCCGCCCAUCUGGAGCCGCAUUAUCAGAGGGAGGACCUCGGACGCCACCUGCUGGUCAGUGUGGCGAAGAACCUGGAGGACUCUGUGUGUCGGCUGCAUGGGAGGAAGCUGGACAAGUUCUGCCGGAGUGACCGAAGCUGCAUUUGCGCCACCUGCGCCAGGACGGAGCACAGAGGCCACCAUGUUGUUUCCGUCAGCAAGGAAGCUGCUAGGAACAAGACUAAACUGAAGCGCAGACGACUGAAGCUUCAGCAAGAGAUUCAGGGGAAGCUGAGCGUGGCUGAGGACGCGGAGCGGACCGCUGGCCUCCGUGGAGGAGAACUUCCAGCAGAACUUUGGGCGCAAGCCAGGAAGCCGCUCAAACUGCUGGAAGAGGAGAUCAGCGAGCUGCAGGAGAGGAACGCGGAGCUGGAGCAGCUCUUACAGACCGAAGACAACCUCCGCUUUCUGCAGCGAUUCCUACACUCCUGUUCUUGAGCGGAACGACAAGACGCUCGACAUCCGUGGGCCAAAAAAAUACAAUUGUGACAUAUAAAAAUAUAUAUUUUGUUCUAUAAAGAUAUAAACUCUCAGAAA
This is a messenger RNA of Xiphophorus hellerii (green swordtail), 1154 nucleotides long. Its product is annotated as E3 ubiquitin-protein ligase TRIM47-like. The coding region runs from base 261 to 1055 and encodes 264 amino acids. The record is from RefSeq and is a predicted model, not a curated record. Lineage: Eukaryota; Metazoa; Chordata; Actinopteri; Cyprinodontiformes; Poeciliidae. Gene Ontology annotation, molecular function: zinc ion binding. The transcript has 4 exons.